This is a messenger RNA of Cuculus canorus (common cuckoo), 3440 nucleotides long. RefSeq names its product caspase 2 (gene CASP2). Lineage: Eukaryota; Metazoa; Chordata; Aves; Cuculiformes; Cuculidae. The record is from RefSeq and is a predicted model, not a curated record. The coding region runs from base 317 to 1597 and encodes 426 amino acids. The transcript has 11 exons. Gene Ontology annotation, biological process: proteolysis; regulation of apoptotic process.
GGCGGGACCUGUGAGUAGACGGGGCCUGGAGGGCGGGUCGGAGCCAGCAGGGGCGCACCGAGCACAGGGCCUAGCCCCGCCCCCCCGUGGCCAAGAUCACUUCCGCGCGGCCUGACACCCUUCUUCCUUCUCCCCUGCCUCGAGGCAAGCACGCCUGCGCACGCAGGCAGAGGCGCUGCGGCGCCUUUUGAUUGGCUCUCGUCAGGGAGGGGCGCGGUCACGUGGCCGGAAGAGGCGUCCCUCGAGGUUUGAAUAGCGGGAGACGCGGCGAGCGGGGAACGCGUGCACGGGCGGGAGGGUGUGAGCUCCUGGCAGGAUGCUGGUCGCGUGUGGCAUGCAGCGAUGUCACCAGGAAGCGCUAAAGAGGAACCGGGUGAUGUUGGCGAAGCAGCUGGUUUUGAAAGAGCUGAUGGAGCACCUGAUAGAGAAGGACAUAAUCACCGCGGAGAUGGUGGAGACGAUCCAGGCAAAGUCUGGGAGCUUCAGCCAAAAUGUGGAAUUCCUCAAUUUGUUGCCCAAGAGGGGCCCUAAUGCCUUCUCAGCUUUCUGUGAAGCUCUACGAGAAACCAAACAACAACAUCUGGAGGCAAUGAUCUUGAAGACAACAUCCACUCUGAGCCAAGGAAUUGCAAGGCUUGAACACUGUUGUGGAUCAAAUCUUGAAUUCCCUGCCAGCGAAUCAUGUAAUCCAAAGAGACCACGCUGGAUUGAACCAAUGGAACAUUCCUUGGAUAAUGGAGAUGGUCCCUCAAUUCCUCUAGUGAAGUGCUGCACACCUGAAUUUUAUCAUGAUCAUCAGCACUUGGCAUAUAAACUGAUAUCAGAGCCCCGAGGCUUAGCACUUAUUCUCAGCAAUAUCCAUUUCAGCAGUGAGAAGGACUUGGAGUAUCGUUCAGGGGGAGACGUGGACUGUACUUCUCUGGAGAUGCUUUUCAAGCAUCUUGGGUAUCAAGUGACUGUCUUUCAUGACCAAACUGCACAGGAGAUGCAGAAUGCACUGGAGAGAUUCUCUAAGCUGCCAGAUCAUCAGGAUGUGGAUUCCUGUAUUGUAGCUUUACUUUCUCAUGGCGUGGAGGGUGGGGUUUACGGCAGUGAUGGCAAACUGCUACAGUUGCAGGAGGCUUUCCGGCUCUUUGAUAAUGCAAACUGUCCAAAUCUGCAGAACAAGCCCAAAAUGUUCUUUAUUCAGGCCUGCCGGGGAGAUGAGACAGACCGGGGAGUGGAUCAAAGAGAUGGGAAAGAACGGUCAGAUUCCCCAGGCUGUGAGGAGAGUGAUGCAAACAAGGAAGAAGAUCUCAAGCUGCGUCUGCCUACGUGCUCUGAUAUGAUCUGUGGAUAUGCUUGUCUGAAAGGCACUGCAGCCAUGCGAAACACCAAGCGUGGAUCCUGGUAUAUCGAGGCUCUCACCACUGUGUUUGCAGAGGAUUCCCGAGACACUCAUGUGGCUGACAUGUUGGUCAAGGUAAAUAGGCAAAUCAAGCAACGAGAAGGUUAUGCCCCAGGCACAGAAUUUCAUCGCUGCAAGGAAAUGUCAGAGUAUUGUAGCACGCUCUGUCGGGACCUUUACCUGUUUCCUGGCUAUCUGCCAGGAAAAUAACCCUGCCAGCUCUGUUGGAAGAGAGAUACUGCCAAAGCUGAACUUGGAGUAUGAAUAUCUACAUUUUCAUUCUUGGGAGCUGUGACAUCAGAUGCACAAGCAAGGAAUGCUUGUUCCUGUCUGUUCAGUCCCAUUCUUGAUGUCUUUUUCUAAAAUAAUCUGGCAACUCUUUGUAAUCUGAUUCAGUGCAGGGUUUAAAAUUCUAAUAUCCUGAUUUGUUCCAUAUGUAUAGAAAUUGAUGGAAGGAGGAGAAUUGGCACUGGGACUGGGAAGAAGUGGGAAUAUCCUUUGGAAGGAGACAGAAGAAGGACGCUUGUAAGCAAAGUGAAUGUGAAAGGGAAAACAAAGUAUUUGUAAAGGGUUUUUUAAAAGUUAAGCCUUUUUGAGAAGAUUAUGUAUAAAAUACUACUUAUCUUAUGCUUGUAUUUUAAAAUACUUUCUGUCUGGUUUUUCAUGCAGGGCAGUCUGCUCCGGUGCACAUUAGUAAAAGGCUCCUUGAAAAGGAGAAUCCUUCCCCUCUCUUAAAUGGAAAGUUAUUUUUUUUCCAGUACUUGGCACUUUCCUAUCAGUCUUGAUCGCCUGAAAGUCUACUUUUGCACAUUCCCACUGUAUCAGAGAUAUCAAGAGAACUACAAGACAUCCCAAAUUGUCAGCAAAACAAAUAUCCAGGACUUCUCAUACUGACUAAUAGGCCUCCAUAAGCUGCCUGAGAAACAAGAUUUGAAUCUAGAAAUUCUGGAUUAGCUCCCCGUAGUGGAGAACUGCAUGGACUAUUACUUUAGAGAAAUUUGUUUGCUAUGGUACCUGUGUGUUACAACAGGUAUAGCGAUCAAUCCACCAGCUUCUCAGGAUUCUAUGAAUUGUACUGUACGGCUGAAUCCCUGAAACCCUACAGCCUUGAACAGUUUUGUUAAUUAAACAAAAACUUUUGUACAAGGCAGCUCCAAGGUCUAAGCAUGCUGCUUAGAUUAUUUAUCACUGCAGUUUGCUUCCCUUUUAAAUGAAAGGGAAGUUUCACGUUAUUACCAUGUUAUGUGAGUAACAUGGUUAUGUUAUCUCUUCAGCCAUGAUAAUUCAAAGCUGCUUGCUUAGCAAAUAUUGUUUGCAAAGUGUCAUUUCAGCUGAUCAGUAAGAAAUGCUUUGCCAUAAUCCAUCACUUCUGGAAAUUUCCUACAGAGUCUCUUCAUGCUCUAAUUUGUCUCGUGCCUGUGUCUAUUUGCAGUUAAUCCCAUUUGAUGUGACAUGGGAGACGGCAUUUUUCUCUCUUUCUGAUUGAGCCUGAUAUACUGGGUUACAUAUGGAGUAUAGUCUGUGCACUUGAGUCUCUGUCUUUUCCAUUUUGUACCAGUAAACUGGCAUAGUUCCUGGCUUACUCUUUUUAUAUAAAUGUGGCUUUUUAAACUUUUUCUUUCAGGCUAGAAUUAUGAAUAGGAAGCACAAAAAGAUGUGGAGGAAAGCUGGAAAAUCAGGCAUGUGCUUUUAAACUGUUCUGCCUAGGAAAAUGAAGGCUGUUUCCUCCAGCUGACAAAGGUGCAACAUUAACGUGCAUCUUGCACUUACGUUACAUACAACAUGUGAUAAACAGAACAAGAAUCAUACUUGCCAAUUGGUGCCUUACUUUGAAGUUGAGGAUACGGUUUAGGGGCUGUCCUGGAGUAUAAACGCUUUGUUCCUAUGCUCCCUCUUUCAAACAGUGCAAUAUUUUACAGAUAUUGAUGAAGCAGUCCACUCUGAGAUUUCUGUAGGAUUGCAUCAAUUUUCGUUAUCACUGCCACUUUCCUAUCUGUUUUUUAUACGUAUGUUUUAUUGCCUUGAGAUGUCAAAAUAAAGAAUUCUUGUUUGA